AUGGCUGCAGCGUGGUUCCUGGUGAUGGUGGCCUCGGGCCUGGGCUUGGCCAGAGCAGGUCCUGUCCCCACCCCCAAGCCCCAUUCAACAGGGAGGGGCUGUGACAUUGGCAAGUUCGAAUAUCUGCUACCAACGGAGUGGAAUGCCCUCAAGAAAGCCAAGGAUGCCUUGGAAAACUCACUAAAAAACCAGAGCUGCAGCCUCUGCCUCUUCCCCAGACCCUGGACAUUGACACAGCUACAUGUGUGGGAGCGCCCUGUGGUCUUGGAGGCUGAGCUGGCCUUAACACUGAAGGUCCUGAAGACUGUGGCUGACUCAUCCCUGGAGGACAUCCUGGACCAGCCCCUUCACAUGCUGCGCUACAUCCACACCAAGCUUCAGGCCUGUGUGUCAGCUCUGCCCACCUCAGGCUCCAGGCCCCUCCUCCAGCACUGGCUUAACCAGCUCAAGAGAGCCCCAAACAAGGUGUCCCAAGAGUGCCUUGAAGCCACUGUCACAUUCAACCUCUUCCGCCUCCUCAAACGGGACUUGAAUUGUGUUGCCAGGGGAGAUCUGUGCAUCUGA
Molecule: messenger RNA, 564 nt
Organism: Artibeus jamaicensis (Jamaican fruit-eating bat)
Lineage: Eukaryota; Metazoa; Chordata; Mammalia; Chiroptera; Phyllostomidae
Product: interferon lambda-1-like
Exons: 5
Coding region: 1-564 (187 amino acids)
Biological process (GO): positive regulation of immune response; cell surface receptor signaling pathway via JAK-STAT; innate immune response
Molecular function (GO): cytokine activity
Source: RefSeq, a predicted model, not a curated record